This is a messenger RNA of Hyla sarda, 1694 nucleotides long. It is a transcript of the gene CCDC97, whose product is annotated as coiled-coil domain containing 97. Lineage: Eukaryota; Metazoa; Chordata; Amphibia; Anura; Hylidae. The transcript is spliced from 4 exons. The coding region runs from base 97 to 1044 and encodes 315 amino acids. The record is from RefSeq and is a predicted model, not a curated record.
UUAGAUAUUUUUUCCUAUAAAGGUGAUGGAUCAGAACCUGCUGCAGAGGUCCAAGACAAGAAAACAGAAGAGGAGAAACUCACAUGUGACAAUGAGAUGGACACCAAUGUAGACGAUGGCAUAAAGCUAGCAAAGGCCCUGAAAGUGGCCAGAUGUUUGGGUAGCCGAGAAGACCCCGUAAGUCAGGACCCGGCCGUUGUCAGUGGCCCUCUCUCGGAUAUGUUCACAGAGAUUGCUGCAAGCCAAGUGCCCAUCCGCAGCCAGCAAAUAGGGGAGCCUGAGUUUAGCCAUGAGCAGAAGAUGUCACUGCUUCUGGACCUCUACCAGACCAAACCUCUUGUCUUUCUGGAGCGUUUCCGGAAGGUUCUUAGAGAAGAACAUCUUGAAUGCUUUAGCCACUUAUCUGGGGACUACACCGCUGAUUUCUACUUCAAGGAAAUCCGCAAAGCCUCACUCAAAAAAGUUCAUCGUACAAGAGUCCGAAAUAAGAGAUACGCUGCCCUCCAGCAACUGAUCACAGAUGGGGAAUAUUUCAGUGAUGAGCAGAUGCGAGCUCGGGACCCCCUCAUGUAUGAGCACUAUGUGGGACAGUACCAGAGCGAGGAGGAGAUCAUGUCACAGAACAGUCGGGACAUGGCUCAGGCCAGUUCUCUAUCAGAUGUUCUCCUUAACUCCUGCCAGGAGCAGUCACUGCAGAUGAGGCUGGAGGCUCAGCGGGAGCUGGAGCAGAACUGUGAAGAGGAGGAGGAGGAGACGGACGACAGCGCUGAGGAGGAGUCUGAGCUGCAAUCUGAGGUGGACGGCGAGGAGCGGGCUCUGAUGAGGGAGGAGUUCGUCAGCCGCAUGCAUCAGAGGUUUUUGGAUGGAAAAGAUCGAGAUUUCGACUACAGCGAAGUAGACGAUAACCCAGACUUUGACAAUCUGGACAUUGUCAAUCGGGAUGAAGAAGAGCGUUACUUUGAUGACGAUGAUGACGAGGGUAUAGAUGAGAUGGAAGAAGAGGAUCAAAGGCCAAAUGGAGAGACCGUAGACUGCAAUGAGUGAUUUUAUCACUUGUCCAUUUCAUUUUUUUACGUGGUAGAGAUCACCCUCCUGUUAUCCUCUUCUAACUGUGGCCCUAAGGAUGGAGGAGCCAUUGCAAAAUACAGUCACUGCACUGGGUUGGCCAUUAGAUGGCAGCAGAUAUCAAGUCCUGCCUAUUGACAGUUCCAUACAAGACUGAGCGUGCUCUCAAUACCGGAUUUUCCCUUAAAGGCAUGUUUUUGUUACAUUCACACGUUUGAAGGGUUACUGAAGACAGUUUAUGAACUCAUCCUGGGAAUUAAAAACAUAUACAUAAGGAGUAAGUUGCACCAAAGACUAUGGUAAAUGCUGUUUUAUGCGUAUUGUGCUUUUCUGUUAUAUUCCUGGAUGUCCUAAGCCAGUCUUUUCCACCCAGAGAGCUUCCAGCUGUUGCAAAACUACAACUCCCAGCAUGCCCGGACAGACUUCGGCUGUCCGGGCAUGCUGGGAGUUGUAGUUUUGCAACACCUGCAGGCACACUGGUUGGAAAACACUGAUCUAAGCAAUGCCAGCAAUGUUGUUAGUAGUCAAGUCAACGCUGCACCAAUAAUAAGGCAAAAAUCUGCUUUAUUCUGUUGACUCUUUUGAUAAAAAAAAUUCUAGUUUGAGAGACAAAUUCCUAAAUAAAAAUC